AUGACGACGCGGGCGUCGGCAGCGCGCAGGCGCGCAUCCUCGUGCCCGCCGACCCCGCCGAUUUUAGAUAAACGACGGAGCGCCCCGAGGACAUCGCCGUCUACAUCGACGACAACGACGACGACGACGGCGACCUCGCGGCCGGCUGCUGCACUGCGCAACGGGCGCGCAACAACGCCGACUGCUGCCCGGGGGUCAACAAGGGACACCCGGAAGCGCACCAGCCCUAGAUGUACAGUGAGGAUCGACCGGUGCGUCCGGGAUGCCCCCGAAGACCUUGCGGCUUUGCGUCCCGACAUUGUCGUGACGCACGAGCCCUCGAGGACCGUCGUCGUCGUGGACGUGACCGUUCCUUUCGAUAACACCUUUUCGGCACUCGAGCGAGCUAGACUCGCCAGAAUUGAAAAAUACGCGCCUCUCGCAGCCGCGUUAAACAGGAACGGUUGCGCCGUGUACGUCAACGGCUUCGUUGUGGGUGCCCUGGGCGCCUGGCAUCCUCACAACGAGGGUCAUUUCCCUUUUGCGCGUCUCGCGGCAUUAAUGAGGCGACUCAUGGUAUCGGAGACGAUCGCGUGGUUCCGGGACAUAUAUAUUGAACAUGUCACGGGUAUUCGGCAAUACAGCUCGCCGGAAUCGGCCGCUCCGGGUGCGGCCGCUCUCGCGACCGUUUUCUCAACCAGUACCGCGUCGGUUAACAUCGCGACGUCGGGCGCGACAGUCGCGCUCGAAUCGAUUUCGGAAUCCGGAACGAUACGCCGCCCGCUACCGGGAACUCCCCCGCCCAGCGGGACAUCGACGGGUGAUUAGCGCGCGUGCACCUGCGCGCUGGCGGGAACACGAGCGACUCCCGUGCUGACCGAGUGCCGCCCCAACGCCUGUAAACUGCGAUAGGGAUGUCGGCACCUUAUCUUGUGUCAGUUUGUUUCUGUCUGGGUACUUCAUUCAUUGCGCUUCGUUUAUUUAUUUGUUUUGUUUGUCCAGUUCUAUUUUAUUUCUAUUUUCUUUCUAUUGUAUUCUAUGUUUUGUACCAUUACUACUAUCACUAUUAUUAUUGUCAUUAUUAUUAUUAUCAUUAUUGUAUGCUUUACUUUAUUAUUUAUAUAUUCUAGAAUUUAGUGUCCAAUGUUAG
Messenger RNA from Heterotrigona itama, 1129 nucleotides. The record is from the annotation of a GenBank genome assembly. Lineage: Eukaryota; Metazoa; Arthropoda; Insecta; Hymenoptera; Apidae.